Messenger RNA from Rotaria sp. Silwood1, 1146 nucleotides. Lineage: Eukaryota; Metazoa; Rotifera; Eurotatoria; Philodinida; Philodinidae. The record is from the annotation of a GenBank genome assembly.
AUGGAAUAUUCAUCUGUUCAAUUGAAUGAUUUACUUGAUGAAAUUAUUUUUAUUAUUUUCAAAAAGUUAAAUAAACUUGAUGUACUGUACUCUUUCAUAGAUGUUAAUAAACGACUCAAUGAAAUUGUGCAUGAUCCCACUUUUACUAGUGGUUUAACAUUAUUCAAUUAUUUAUCGUGUGAUUAUAUUUAUCCAUUAUCUGAUUUAAUGCUUGAUCGAUUUUGUUUACAUAUCUUACCUAAAAUAGGUCAUAAAAUCAAAUGGCUUGAUCUUGAACCAUUAUCUAUGAAACGUAUUCUUCUUUCUGCAAAUUAUCCAAAUUUAUUUGGACUUGGUAUAUAUAACAUUGAAAAACAGGCUGUUUUAAAUCUAUUCACUGACAAAACUUCUUUAAUGCAUAGAUUCAAAAAUGACAUCUUAUCAUUUAUGAUUAAAACUAUUAACAUACAACAAGGUGAUCCAAUAAAUUUGGAUACACUUAUGUUCACACAUAUUUUUAAUAUGUUCACUAACUUACAAUAUUUAAAUUUCGAUCCAUUUUUUCUUUGUUAUCAACGAAUAUCAUUCUGCUCUUCACCUCCAACUGUGUUCUCUUCAACUUUAUUAGAAUUGCGUGUCAAAGUCAUGUAUCUUAAAGAUUGUCUUUAUUUACUUGAUGGUCGUUUCAAUCAACUUCGGACAUUUUGUGUUGAUAUAGGAAUGUCACCUUCUCCUCGUUCGGAAAAGCUACCAAAUUUACGAUGUUUUUCAUUAUCUUGUCUUUUGAGUAUAUAUUUUUAUGAUACAGUAAUCAUACCACUUUUACAUCGAAUGUCAAAUUUAGAACAACUUAGUUUGUAUUUAUCGCACGCUCAUCGCAAUAGAUUUAUUAAUGGAAAUGACUUGAAACAAAAUAUUAUUGAUUAUUUACCACGAUUAAAUCAAUUUCGGUUUAAUAUUCGUUCAAUUAUGUUGUUAAAAGAUCAAAUUGAUUUACCAUCUAAUGAAGAUAUUCAACAUACAUUCAAAGAUUUUUUAAAUAAUAAAAUUAUUUCUUGUGUCAAUUAUUUUCUAGAAGAUAGUAAAGGUGAAUGUCUUAUCUAUUCAUAUCCAUCAGAGAUGGGACCGGUAAUGUUACUUAAUAAAUUAGAUAUAAAUAAAUUUUAA